GAUUCGCACCUCGUAUCUUUGCAGAUAGACUCUUUGCCGCUUGCAAGGCCCAUCACCUUACUACAAUCUCUUCAUCCGAUAAAGGCUACGCUCCAUUGCCAAGCCGCCGGUACCUGUGCCUCUUCGUUCAUACGCAGCACGGCAAGCCACGUAGGAAGAAAGAGAGCAUUCACAGAGGCAUCAAGCACUGCCACCAGCUACGCCAGAAGACGAGGUGAGGCACCUUGAUCUAGUGCUCGCCCAGUCCAUCCAACAGCCAUGACGACGACAAAGCACGCUCACAUGGAUGAGUCGGCCAUCCUCGACAAGCCCAACGACCUCUCUACCUCUCCCCCACCUCGGGGCUCACCGAUGCCCCCAGCGGCCUCGCUCGGCUCCGUCUCUGCGGGACCCUCUUCCGAUGCUCCAUCUGUUCACUCUAAUGCUACUACAGCAGCCUCAAUGGCCUCCCCUUCCUCCUCUUCCGCCCCCAACCAGGUGACGGCUCCUCCCCCAGAGGUGGAAGCUACUCUGUCCAAGCUCACAGCCCACAAGAAUGUGACGGGGUGCUUGGUCCUGACGCGGCCAGAUGCAUUGAUCAUCCGUGCUGGAGGAAGAGACUUUGAGCCCAGUGGACCUGGUGCUCACGAUCGAAGCGAGAGACUGAGGCGGGUGGUGCGAAUGGUCAAAAGCGCCGUAGAGGGCUUGGGUGCGAGCGUGGGAGAAGUAGACGAGGGUGAUGAGUUGAGCUUCCUCAGGAUCAGGACGAAGCAGUACGAGAUGAUGAUCUCGCCAAGCGAAAAGUAUCUUCUAGUGGUAUUGCAGGAUCCGUCCAUCACACCAUGAUUGCAAGAAGAGCGCUCAUUACAGUCUAUAUAGUUCGUUGACGCCGACUGUACAAAGGAGACCGACGAUACCCGGCGAUCAGGAUCAGGAUCUUAACAGGCCCUUGUACUUCUCAUACCAUGACAUUUGCUGUCAGACCAGUACCACUGAGCAGCCCAAUCAAUUGUCUGUGCUUUGUGUUC
This is a messenger RNA of Microstroma glucosiphilum, 1007 nucleotides long. RefSeq lists its product as hypothetical. Gene Ontology annotation, biological process: microtubule-based movement. Lineage: Eukaryota; Fungi; Basidiomycota; Exobasidiomycetes; Microstromatales; Microstromataceae. The coding region runs from base 259 to 825 and encodes 188 amino acids. The record is from RefSeq and is a predicted model, not a curated record. Gene Ontology annotation, cellular component: cytoplasmic dynein complex; cytoplasm. Gene Ontology annotation, molecular function: dynein intermediate chain binding. The transcript has 4 exons.